GGGAGAAGUGUUCGCCGCCAUCUUAACAUCGCCGCUGCUGCUUGUUGCGGCCGCGUCUGAGGAGAGAGCGAAAGACUUUGGAGCUGACCCGGGCCGGAAAGAGACCUCUGGGGUCUAACGGCCAAAGGGGAGGGGGAGGCUGUGAUCGAAUUCUCUGCCUGCUAGAAGCCCUUCUCCACUAGCAGCUCCUGUGUCUCGGGGUGGUGGGGAGCCCACCCGUUUGGGCCAGCCAUGGAUCCGGCGUUCCCCAAUCCAUCCCAGGACCCAAGCCAAGAGGACGGCAUGGCCUCGGAUGACUUUGAUAUCGUGAUAGAGGCCAUGUUGGAGGCCCCGUACAAGAAAGAGGAGGCCCAGCCAGGACCCUCAAAGUCACCAGCUGAUCCCCCCACAGCACAGCCACCUCAGGAGGAGCAAGCAAAGGACGCAAAGAAAGAAAGUGCCCCCAGCAGCAGCGGGGAAAGCAGCAGCAAAAAGAAGAGGAGCAAGAGUCGUAGCAGGAGCCGUGACCACAGACAUAGCCGCAGUCGGGACCGAGACCGCCACCGCAGGCGCAGCCGCAGCAGAGAUCGCCGUAGCCGCCACCGGAGCAGAAGCCGCCACCGGAGCCGCAGCCGGGACCGCAGGCGGGGCAGCCGGUCUCGCAGCAGAGAGCGCCGGCGGGACGAGAGAGUGCGCUACCGGAGCCCCCCACCCCCUGGGCGUCGGUUUGGGCACAGCAAGAGUCCCUUGUACAGAGAGAAAAGCCCCCUCCGGGAGCCCUUGGGCAGUUUGAGCCCAGAGGAGCGUGAUGCCCGCACUGUCUUCUGCAUGCAGCUGGCUGCCCGCAUUCGCCCACGUGACCUUGAGGACUUUUUCUCCGCUGUCGGCAAGGUGCGCGAUGUGCGGAUCAUCUCCGACCGAAACUCCCGCCGCUCCAAGGGCAUCGCCUACGUGGAGUUCUGUGAGAUCCAGUCGGUACCGUUGGCCAUUGGGCUGACAGGCCAGCGCCUCCUCGGGGUGCCCAUCAUUGUCCAGGCCUCCCAGGCAGAGAAGAACCGGCUGGCAGCCAUGGCUAACAACCUUCAGAAAGGCAGUGGGGGGCCCAUGCGGCUCUACGUUGGCUCCCUUCACUGCAACAUCACCAAAGAGAUGCUGCGUGGGAUCUUUGAGCCCUUUGGCAAGAUUGACAGCAUUGUGCUGAUGCGUGACCAGGAUACCGGGCAGUCCAAGGGCUAUGGCUUCAUCACGUUUGCAGAGGCUGAGUGUGCCCGCCGUGCCCUGGAGCAGCUAAAUGGUUUCGAGCUCGCCGGCCGACCCAUGCGGGUGGGGCAGGUCACUGAGCGGCUGGACGGCACCACCGACAUCACCUUCCCAGAUGGUGAUGAGCCCGAGCGGUCGGCCCUUAAUCUCAGCACCACUGGCUCCCAGCUCCAGCUCAUGGCCAAACUGGCAGAAGCAGGUUCCGGGAUCCCAUUGUCAACUACAGCCGCGGCUCAGGCGGCCCUGCAGCUCAAUGGAGCGAUACCCCUGGGAGCACUGAACCCAGCUGCCCUGACAGCUCUCAGCCCAGCACUGAACCUGGCUUCACAGACGUUGGCUUCCCAGUGCUUCCAGCUUUCGGGCCUCUUCACUCCCCAGACAAUGUAACUCAGCCCGGUUCCCCCCCUGCCCUCCCUCUCCCACGGAGCCAGGAGGGGAAUGAUCAUCUCCACAUCACCACCACAUCACCGCCCUCAAUGAAUGCAAGGCAGAGCGGGAUGGACUCUGAAGGAACACCCCCUCCUCCUCGGGGCCCCUUCUCAAUGCGAACUGAUUUUACUCCGAUUCCCUUCCCACCAGGAGCCUGGGGGUGGGAGGGGGUUGGUGUUUUCUCCCUUGAUUCUGGAAUCAUAAUCAAAUGGGGGGGGGUUGCAUUAAAUCCCCUGCAUGGGACCCUCAGGAGGACCAGGGACCCGUUUCCCCCACAGACGUGGGCUCUCAGCAUCUCUUCUUGUUUUUUUGCCGCCUCCUGGCAGAGGCCCUGCAGGGCUUGCAGCGCCAGGGUGUACAUUUGCCAUUCCUCUUUCCCACCCUCUGCUCUCUCUCCAGUGGCGUGGCGUGGGUAUUUGCUGGACGGCUUCAUGAAUUGAGCUCAUUGCAGAUGGGUGUGCGCGUGUGUCUUGUACAUAGCAGAGAGGGAGGAAAUGGGGAGAGUCGAGAACCAGCAUUUGGGUGGGAGGCCUGGCCCUGAGGGGAUAUCCCCCCCUCCUUCCCAAGCAGUGUUUUGUAAUCCCCUCUCAAUCUCUCUUGAGGUUGCCUAUAGUGUGGGGAUGUCGUCCCGUUCCUCCCUUUCCUUUCCCUCGCCCCUCCUUUUUCUUGGGUCUGUAUCCUAUUCUUGAUGUUCCCAUUUUCUGCUGCACCUUCCCUCAAACGAGUCCCUUGGAUCACAUCUUUCCCAUUCCCCCUCCAUCCCCAAAUUUGAAGGUGUAUUUCGGUUUUCUUUUUAUCUGUCUCUUUAAUUUUUUUCUCUCUCUUUUUUUCUCUUUUUUGCUUAUAAAUGAAUAAUAAAAAGUCACCAAAUGUAGCUAGGUG
Molecule: messenger RNA, 2550 nt
Organism: Lacerta agilis (Sand lizard)
Lineage: Eukaryota; Metazoa; Chordata; Lepidosauria; Squamata; Lacertidae
Gene: RBM23
Product: RNA binding motif protein 23
Exons: 16
Coding region: 232-1626 (464 amino acids)
Biological process (GO): mRNA processing
Cellular component (GO): nucleus
Molecular function (GO): RNA binding
Source: RefSeq, a predicted model, not a curated record